AACAUUGCAGGCUAGCGCAGAUCAAACUAGAACAUCGCUAGUGAACAUCCGGGAUAUCUGGGAUGUAAUGUAUGAGAUCAAUAUGGCGGCGAGUACAUUCUCCUGAAUGUGUUUGACAAGAAAUAUUCAUCAUGAAGAUUGACAGGAGUAAAUUGAAAAAGAGCACUUCUGAAGUGCCCUUUGACUGUCAGGCUUUGAUAGAGAGACUGAAAACCAGCAAUGAUCUCCUGUCAGAGCUACAAGGAAUCAAAUCAUGGAACUAUGGCAAGUGUGAGUUGUACCACUGGGUGGAUGUCUUGGACAGGUUCGAUGGCAUCCUGGAAGAUGGUUGCUCGGCACCACCUGACCAGCCAUGGCGGCUGUCAUGUGACCAAUCCCAGAAUACCCGCCUUCGGGACUCUGUACACAGUGUGCUUACCUUCACAGCUCUGCUCAUUGAGCACAGCUUCUCUAGGCAUCUCUACAGCUCUGUUGAGCAUCUUACAACUCUUCUAGCUUCCAGUGACAUGAACACUGUAUUAGCUGUCUUGAACUUGGUGUAUGUUUUCAGUAAAAGGUCCAACUUCUUGAUCAAGCUGGGUGCGGAGAAAAGGAAGGAGCUCUUCAGCAGGCUGACCUACCUAGCAGAGAGCUGGGGUGGCAAAGAAAAUGGCUUCGGCUUGGCAGAGUGCUGCAAGAAGACCUCCAAACAGGGAAUCCCUCCAAGUGCCACAACUCUCCAUUUUGAGUUUUACUCAGAAAAUCCAGCAGAAGAAAAGGUUUCAUCUAAGAAGCAUUCAGUCCAGGCAGUUACAGUUCUUCACUUGGAACACGUAGACAAACUUGCACAUGACCCAGUAGACAUCAUGGAAGAUCAGCUGUCACAGCACAAUGUUCCCAAAGACAAACUGAUGCUUCUAUUCACGCACAUACGGCUAGCACAUUGCUUCUCUAACCAUCAAAAGAGAUUACAGUGUGUACAAGCUAGGCUACAAGCCCUCUCUGUCCUAGUCUAUUCAAGUGCAAUCCAAGAAAUCUCUAGCUCUUUGUUGUAUAGUGGCCUCAUAGAGGAAUUAGUUGAUGUUCUCCAGCUUGAAGAUGUAAAGCUUGUGGAUAUAAAAUCUGCUUCUCUUAGAACUCUUACUUCAGUCAUUCACCUAGAUAGAAAUCCAGAGCUUAUUAGCAUAAUAGACGCAACUGGUGCUGCCUCUUAUCAUGGGUUCUUACCUGUUAUGGUCCGGCAGUGUAUACAAGCCAUGAUCGAUCCUAACAUGGAGUCAUUCCCCCACAGCCUUGCCACUUCUCUCUUCUCAUUCUUAUAUCAUCUAGCCAGUUAUGAAACAGGUGGUGAGGCCUUAGUGUCUUGUGGUAUGAUGGAAUCUCUUCUCAAAGUCAUCAAAUGGCCAGGAGAAGAUGAGCAGCUGCAUACAACGUUUGUGACAAGGGCUGUACGUGUAGUUGAUCUGAUCACCAACCUUGACAUGGCAGCCUUCCAGACCCACGGCGGACUCUCCACAUUCAUCAACAGACUAGAGCAUGAGAUUGGCAUAUGUCGGAGGGAUGUACCCUACGUCAUCAAACCAACGAUUCGGACGUCCCAGGAUGCCAUCCACUCCGCCCCGCCCUCCCCGUUCUCAGAAGACAGCACCACCAUGGAGACAGACAGUCCCUCAGAUGGACAGAGGGUCAAUGAGGGUGCUUCUACAAGCUCAGGCACGGGCAAGGAAGAGGGCGGCUCAAGGCCAAAGAAGGGUAGAUCAGCAACCCAGUGUUUCCCUCAGAGAGCAGCCCUGCUGAAAUCCAUGCUCAACUUCCUCAAGAAAGCUAUCCAAGAUCCUUCUUUCUCUGACAGCAUUAGGCAUGUUAUGGAUGGAUCAUUACCCAGCUCAUUGAAACACAUCAUUAGCAAUGCUGAAUACUACAGUGCAUCGCUGUUUCUCCUUGCUUGCGAGCUAGUUACUGUGUAUGUGUUUCAAGAACCAUCGCUACUAUCAUCACUACAAGAUACAGGGCUCACUGAUGUCAUGCUGCAUGCCCUUCUUAUCAAAGACGUCCCUGCAACCAAAGAGGUGUUGGGUUCCCUACCUAACAUCUUCAGUGCCCUGUGCCUCAACUCCAGGGGUCUGGAUGCAUUCAAUCAGUGCAAGCCAUUUGAAAAGCUCUUCAAAGUCCUCCUGUCUCCAGUCUACCUGCCAGCUAUGAGAAGAAGAAGAACAAAUGAUGCAUUAGGAGACACUGCAUCAUCGCUAGGUAGUGCCAUGGAUGAGUUGAUGAGACAUCAGCCCUCUCUCAAAGAUCAUGCAAUGAUGGCUAUCAUCAAGCUGAUGGAAGAUAUAUGCAGCAUGGGGCACAACCCUAACAUUGUGUGCAGUCGAUCGGCGGUGAAGGCCAAGACACCUGCAUCUAACCAGUCUCAAGCAACCAAUGGAGAUGACACAUCGAGUGAUGACGAAGACGAAGAAGACGAGGUACCCACAUCUGUCAGGGAGCAGGAGUCUAAGAUGGUCACACCCGUCCAACCUCAAUCCACAGACCCUAAUGAAAAGACUCCUGUACCUCUUAUGGACUACAUUCUCAAUGUGAUGAAGUUUGUUGAAGCCAUCCUCUGUAAUAAUGCAACCGAUGAUCACUGCUGGGAGUUUGUGAGUCAUCGUGGUCUAGAACCCCUGCUCAAAUUCCUGCGACUGCCCAACCUACCCAUAGACUUUCCCACCAGUAGUGCCUGCCAGUCCGUUGCUAGUGUAUGCAAAGCCAUUCUGUCACUUGCAAGAGAGUCUGGUGUGUUGAAGGAAGGCCUUCUAAUGCUGAAAGAAGAGCUCACUGCCCUGAAGCCUCUCCAGCUCCCCCUUGAACCCCCGGGUGGAUCCAUCCUUCUCAGGGAGCUAGUAAACUCGCCAAACUUCACUGGUGCUCCCCUAGGAGCUCCUACCACUCCACUUCUCAGGGCGAUGGUCUCCGCUCACUCCUAUGUCACCAUGCUAGUACAUGUUUGCAGAGUCGGACAGACUGAUGUGAGGACUAUCUCAGUUAACCAAUGGGGUUCAGAUCUCGGACAAGAGGUAUUACGUCACUUGAGUCAUCUGUACAUCUCAUUGGUUUGGGAGAGCAUAGUUCUCCUGGCACUGUUCACCCCAGGCACCCUCCCAGAGGGCUGUGAACUAGGCAAGCUAGAACGGGAGAAACUUCUCCCCAAGGACUUCACCAAGGACUCUUCGGAUGCUACCACUUCCGCAGCAUCCGCAUCAACCAGUAAAUCUGAUAGCAAUGCAAGGACUAGUGAAAUAGAUCCGGUCAUCGAAUCAGCAAGCACACUCAUGGACGUCAGUGAUGCCCUGUCAACCAUGGAGGUGGAUGAUUCUAAAGAAGGGGCCAAGGACCCCAAGGCACGGCCCAAACCCAAUGCUCAGAUGCUCCAGCUGGUGAAGCAGGCCAUGCCAGUGCUCUAUGCACCCUCUAGACUUGGGAAAGCACUCUCUGAGUUGUUUGGUUUGCUUGUGAAGCUCUGCGUCGGGUCAUCGGUCAGACAGAGAAGCAGGCAACACCUGCAUCCCAAUCCUAGCCCUCCAUCUGAAGCAGCCAGGAAUACAGCCAAGGUUCUCAUGGAACUGCUACUCAACAGUCUUUCAUGGACUCCUCCACCAGCUAGCCCACUGCCAAAAUUCAGGGUAACAUUCUACAUCUGUGCUGUUAGCUUUGCAUCUCCUAUGCUGUUUGAUGAGAAGAAGAAUCCUUAUCAUCUCAUGCUACAGAAGUUUGUCAGCACAGGAGCUCAUGCAGCUCUCUUUGAUGCAUUCCAUUGGGCAGUCACCAUGGGUGGUAAGAUGAGAGCCUCAGAGUGUAUGGAACAUCCAGACCUUCCAGAGGGAACAGGAGAGUUCAUUGAUGCAUGGCUGUCUCUCAUAGAGAAGCUGGUCAACCCAGAGUCGGUGUUGGACUCUCCGCAUGCCAUGCCUGCCAAGGGUACAGUUCCUGGCUACACACCCUUCAAUCCUGUUCAGUUCCUCAUCAAUACACACAAGUCUGCAUUCAAUGUGAUCAUGAACCUGUGGGGUUGCCGAUCUCUGAAGUCUCUGGGCAACCAUACAGCUGAGAGCCUCCUGGCCAUCCUAUGCCACAUCGUACGCGGUGAAUCCGUCAUUGCUGAGCGGGUCAAGCAGGCCAAGAGUGAGGAGGCUGGGAGUAGCGCUGCAGAGGGGUCAUCAACCGGUGGGCCUAGCACAUCAUCAGGUUCGGCUGGUUUCAGUAGGGCGACGCGGGGGCUGUUUGAGUCUGGAUUCCUGACUGGGUUGAGCAGGACCAGUAGCAGACCACGAGCUGAACCCAAUGAGGACCAUGUCAGACAGCUGAUGGACAUGGGCUUCACAAGGGAGCAUACGUUAGAGGCUCUACAGCAGUCUACCACCCUUGAAAGAGCAGCUGAGUGGGCUCUUACACAUCCACCAAGACUUCCUCAGACUUUUGGAACAGGACUGAGUGAAGAGGAAGAAAUGAUGCAAGCCAUAGCUAUGUCUCUUGGAGAAGCAAUCCAACCAUCAGUAGAUCAACAGGAGGAGGAAAAGAAGAAGAAAGAGGAGGAGGAACGUAAGAAGAAAGAAGAGGAAGAAAGGAAGCAGAAGCUGAUGGAGGAACAAGACAAGAUUCCAGAGGAGGCUCCACUUGAUAAGGCUAUCCUCAAUGAGUUUGUGGAUUCUAUGCUACCAGGAUGUCUCAAGCUGCUGGAUGAUAUUCCAGAAACUGUUUACAGAGUGUGUGAUCUACUAGUGGUGGCCAAUAACAGGAAUGGCACUGAAUGGAGGGACAAGAUGCUCGAAAUGGUUAUCAGUCAGAUAUCUGAGAAUGCUCGGUUGUUGUGCAAUAGCUUUGCCAGUAUUUUAGUGGAUCCAGCUGGAGUGACGGAUCCGAAGGUCAUAGAAAACUUAUCAUCAUGUCUGGCCUCUAGAAUUCACCUUCUCUGCCUUCUCUUCGAGGAGAUUCGGAUGGCUUGUGCUCAGAGAGUGGAGGCCUCAAACAUCCUUGAUACACUCAUUACACUGCUCUACACUGCACAAAAAUGGAUGGCUCAGAUGAAGCUCACCAAAACACCGAAGUGGAUGGGUCCAGCAAUGCUUCUUAUUGAUCUCUAUGAGAAAACUGUCCUCACAUGCAAGAGGAAGGUGGCACAACAGGGUGCCUCCCAUACCUGGAAGUGGUUCGAUGACUCCACCGGCCGCUGGUGUACCUACAGCCGUAGUAACAACAAGACCAUAGACGAUGCUUACUGGGCAGGCAAACCUAGUGUGAAGUUCACUGCUGCCAGGAGAAGAUAUGUUGUACACUUCAACACCAUGAUACAGGUGAAUGAAGAGACGAUGAACAAGAGGCCCAUCAUGCAGGCCUUGCCCGCCCCAAAGACUGAGGAAGACAAAGGUGAUAAGAAGGAGGACGAUGGAGAGAGAGAAGCCAAGAAACUCAAGACCAGUGAGAGUCUGGAAUCUGCUGCAAAAGCAGAAGUUGCAGGAACAAGCCAAGAGAGUAAGGAUGAAACCAUUGCCAAAGAACCUGAAAUCGUUGAGAUUCAAGGACUAGGAGACAAAGAAAUUCCAACUCUGAUCAGGGCAUGCGUUGGUCUGAUCGGCGUGCCAGUGGAUCCAGACACCAUGCAUGCCGUCCUGAGGAUAUGCCUACGCUUCACCCGGGAUCAUACCAGCGCCCUCCUGUUUGCAGAGCUCGGUGGACCACGUCUCUUGCUCUCUCUCACCCAAGCAUCCUCCUUCAAUAGCUUCCCAAUCCUAGCCAACCUACUUCUCAGACAUGUCUUUGAAGAGAGGAUGGUGCUUCAGAAUACAAUGGACAAGUUAAUCUAUGCAGUAGCCAACAAGGGAGUUGGAUGCAACACAUGCAAUGUUGCACUGGGCAGUGUGGGAUGCAGAGAAAUGAACUUUGUUCUCAGGAAGCUUGGACCUUUAGCGUGUCGGGACCAGGAACUGUUCAUGAACUCGGCUAGAGGUAGCCUCAAGAUCGCUCUUCCUCCUGCAAAGAGGGGAGAAGAGGAUGAAUCUCGCUACACAGGACCCAAUGCUCUACAGCUCUUGAAGGCCUUGGCCCCUAAGACCUUCACACCACCUACUCUGAAUGGACCUAUGCUGCAGGUUCUCUGCGAUCUCCUGGAUGCCUUGAUUGUACCUGUCCUACCUUCACAACAAGAAGACAAGGAAGCAAAGUCUAAACAACCACAACCAACAGCCACAGCCUCGGCCAGUGCUCCUGCAGCCACUGGAGUGGCUAGUGCCGAAGGGGCAGUUGCAGCUGCUGCUGCGGCUGCCGCUGCUGCAGUCUCUGACAUCCAAACAUCAGAAGACAUAGGAAUGGGACUAAGGGAAAUUGGAGACAGACUGCUUGGGAUCUACAGCGGAAGGAGAGGUCCUCCAAGAACAGCAGAGAGGCUCAACAGUGUCCCUGAUGGUGCUGUACAAGAAGAGCCUCAUGAUGCUUCAACAUCCGGUGCUGAGGCAGGGAGCCCCCCUGUAACCACGGACUCCAAGAAGACUCCUGCCUCAUCAGCAGGAACAACUGGACAGACCCCCUCUAAAGAUGAAACAUCCAAGAGCAAACUCCUGAUCCCCAAGUCGGCCAUCUUACGUCUGCUGGCCGAGCUGGUCAUGUCGUAUGCAGGCAUUGCGCAGGCCGUGGCCCAGUACCAGUACAUGGUUGGUCAGGCAAAGCAUGUUAAAGAGGAUGGAGCUGCACUGGCAUACAUCUUGGACCAUCUACUACCACAGUGCCAGAAGGCAGGGGACAAGGACUGUCCUGGCCUGGCUCAGGUUCUGCUUGCCAGUAUAGCUGCCAGUAACCAUAGUCCAGAUGCUCAGAUGCUCCUUGUCACAGAGAUCAAGGGGGCCCUUGGGAGAGCCUUGGCUAUGCCAGAAAGCAGUGAGAAACAUUCUCGCAUUCAAGCACUUACAAUGUUGAUCAGUGUGAUGAUCGAGGCAUGUCCAUCCUCCAGCUCCGCCCAUCAGACAACGAUCGGAACCACAUCUUACAAGAACCAGCUCGGUGGUAUGAACAUCAUCACCAGGCUUCUACUUCGCAAGGGACUCGUCACAGACCUAGCCCGGGUCCCUCACUCCCUGGACCUAUCCAGCCCAAACAUGGCCUCCACAAUCAACUCAGCCCUCAAACCUCUGGAGACGCUGUCAAGGAUUGUCAACCAUCCACCGGUCGGACUGCGAGGGAUCGGUAGGAUCAAGAAUGGUGCACACAUCAUCGAUCCAAGGUCUGCCUCUACUGCUGAUGCUACUGGAGGUACAGGGCUGCGUUGUAGCAUGGAUGCAGCCAUCCAGCGCUCAGCACAGGCUGGUGGUGGUGGUGGUGUCGGUGGCCGUCGUGCCCAUACAGAUCGGGAGUCUGUUGCUAAUGUGUUGGGAGUACAGGAUGACACCCAAGAUUCUACAGACUUAGAUGAUCAGGCAGAUCUUGAGUGCAUUGUUGAUGAGCUGCUUGAAGGGACUGGUGGAAGCAGGGCUGAGGUUUUAGGAGAAACCCUCAUCGCCACAGGACCUGAGAGACUGGGAUCCCUCAGAUCAGCCUUUGUGGAUCAAGCAGGUGAAGCAUCCCAAGAUGAGAUGGUAAUCACCAUGACGGAUGAUGGAGAGGAGAUGGACCAAUCUCUAGGUGAUGCAGAGAUGAGAAGUCAGCAUAGUCACGAAGGAGUCAGAACAGACAUCGAUGCUGAUGAUGACAGUGUUCAGGAUGAAGAUUCUGCGGCUGAAAGUGAUUCUGAUGAAGGCAAUGAAGAUAGACAGGAUGAAGGUGAAGAAGACGAGGAGGAUGAAGAGGACGACGAGGAGGAAGAAGAGGAAGAUGAAGAGGAUCACGAUGACGGCUCGGAGAUGGAUGCAGAAGACUAUGACAUCACUGAAGAUCUGGACUACUUCAGGGUCGGUGAUCGGGAUGAGGAUAUGUGGGUUGGAGACCCAGAUGAGGACAUGCUGAUUCAAUUGGAUCCUGUAUUCUCAGGUGUUCCUGCAUCAAUAAGAACGUACCAACUUCCUGUGGCUAUCCAUGAAGAUACCAGGAAUGCAAAUGAUGUCUCAGCUCCUAACAUCCCGGUCCCUCCAAGCGUAAUCUCAGCCAGCCACCCCCUCCUGGUCAGACACAGUGACCACACGAACCUGACCCACGGUGUGAGCCAGACCAAUCGUAAUCAGAGGGUCGCUAGACAGAGGGUCAAUCGUCAUGGUACAACACAGACUGUUCACAUCUACCACUCUGGAGCAACAAGGCCACCCAAUGUCCAGAAUGUCCUGAGCAGGCAUUACAAUUCCUCCCUACCCAGGCUGCUGGGCCUGUCAUCGUCGACUGACAUCGUCCAGCUGACCACCACAAGCACGGGUCAGGGAAACCAGACCAGGGUGUACGUUGCCAACUCUGGAGAGGACAUCAACCAGAACCGAGAGGAGGUGUCCGAUAUCUUUGAGGAGGGGUACAACAUGGGGUAUUUCAGCGGUUCCAACUUCCUAUCUGUGGUGCCUCCUGUGUACAGACGAUGGGACGAAGAGAGCAAGGUGCUAGAUGGAAGAAGUGUUCAUGAUUGUGUGCAGGCCCUCAAACCUGAAAUCAUUAGUGUUCUGGAGAAGCAUCGUGACGAAGAGCUGACAGAACGAAAAGAAAAGAGAAAGAAACAGGCAGAGGAAGACGCCAAGAAGAAGGUAGAGGAUGAGGCCAAGAAGAAAGCUGAAGAAGAAUUGAAGAAGGCUGCAGAGGAAGCUAGGAAAGCAACAGAAGCAAAGGCUGGGGUUGCAAAGUCAGAGGAGGAAAGCAAAGAGAAGGAAGAAAAUAUGGAGGUUGGUGAAAGCAGUGAUCAGCCCAAGGAAGCAGAAACGGCUACAAAUCUAUCAACAACAGCUCCUUCACAGCCACCCAGAUCAGGGAUAGAUAUGGGUCAACUUGUCGCAAGUGUUGCCGAGUCCGCCCUUGGCAGUGCCAUCUCUUCUGCCCUAUCGGCAGCAGCUCUAACCAACACCAUUACAACAUCCACUACAACUGCUGUCACCACUACCGCUGCUUCAGACAUGGCUGCCACUCCAACUGACACUGCCCUGUCAGUGGCCGCAUCCUCUCUUUUAAGUAGCAUGGAAUCAAGAUCUUCAGCACCACUUCAACCUGGACUGACACGUGUGCCACAGCUCGUAACAGUGACGGCAAACUCACCAACCCCAACUUCAACGGUAUCAGCCUCCCAGCCAUGGGGUCUAUUCCCCCAAUUAAUACCGGCAACUCAUCCAUCAUCAGGUGAUGCCACUCAAUCCAAUGCAACCACUACUACCACUAUCACCACCACUUCCACCAACAUCACCGCUGCUGCCACAGCCACACUAACCACCAUGUCCACCAUCGCUGCAACCCCUACCAUGGCUUCAGCAUUGUCAGCCAUUGCAUCAUCAUCAUCAUCCUCAUCCCUUUUAUCAUCAGCCCAAGCCCCUCCUUGGCAGACCUCCAGGCCAACCACCUCCAUCUUUGCUUCACUCAUCGAAUCAGACAUGAUGGAAGUACCCUUACCAUCUGUGCCAAAUCCACAAGGUUCAUCAAGUCCAAUUGUUAGCAGUAGCAUCACAAUGUCUGCUACAUCAGCUAACAGACCCGAUCACACAGAGACACCUGGGAACAUAUCUGGGGUCAGUGGUCUACCAGAGGGUGUAGAUCCAUCGUUCCUUGCUGCUCUACCAGAGAACAUCAGGCAAGAAGUCCUCCAGGAACACCUGGGUAUACGCAAUGCCCCUCAUCAGGCUGCCACACAAGCAGCAUCUACCCCUCCAUCAGCUCCAGGCGAACCUGCAAUUUCACUUAGUCAGGUGAACCCCGAGUUCUUAGCUGCUCUGCCACCACAUAUACAAGAAGAGGUACUUGCACAAGAACGAGCUGAACAGCAACGUCACACCCUGGCUGCCCAGAGUAGCACAUCCGCUCCUGUUGUACCCGCUGAACCAGUGGACCCUGCAGCCUUCAUCCAGAACCUGCCCCCUGGACUCCGUCAGACAGUCCUUGCCGACAUGGACGAUAGUGUGCUUGCAGUUCUUCCUGCUGACAUCGCUGCUGAAGCCCAGGCUCUCCGACUGGACCGCGUCCUGAGACAUCGUCAGCUCAUGCAGGAUCGACUGCUGAGGGAGACUGGUAUGCUGAGUGCUAUCCUCCGCUAUUCAGGUUUGCAAGGUCGAUUGGGGCAUGGAAUGAACUACUAUCGUUUGUCUGUACCCCGUCAAACAGGCCAGUCAUGGGGUUGGGGAGGUAGUGGUUCCAAUCGAGGCGGCAGUCACUCCAGACAGCAAGGAGUGUUUAGUUCAAUCACUCAGAACCAGGGCAGACAGCUGGUGGACCUUGAGGCUCUGACCUGCCUUCUGGUACUCCUAUUUGUCAAUGAACCCAAGCUUAAUCUGGUACGUCUGCUACGAGUGCUUCGUAACCUGAGCUUCCAUCAGCCUACAAGGCAGUGGAUCCUUCAGGCUUUACUCAGCAUCAUGGAGCGCACCAAGGCCUGUAAGACACAAGGUGAUGGCAAGGUAGCAAGUGCCGAAGCAGAUAUGAUGCCCCUGCAGAAGAUGGACUCUGGUUCAGGAAAGGCUUAUCAGCAGCCUUCCUGGCUCUCAAUCAGCAUGGACGCUGCCUUAGGAUGCCGUGCUAGUGUCUUCAAGGUGCAAAGGUCCAGCAAAAAGAGCUCUGACAAGCAAGGUUCUCUAGUUUGCAUACACCCGCAAGUAGCACCAAUGGUGUGCAGACAUGUCAUGGACGCUCUCCUUGCUCUAGCCAAGGAGUUUCCAUACCAAUUUAUUCCCAUAGCGAGCAAGAAAGACUCUCUCAAAGACUUCUCAGGGAUUCCUGGUUUAUCAAAUAUGAGUAGUAGUGCCUCUAGCAACAAUGAACGUAAGUCAACGCUCACUUCCAGUCAAGAAAUGGGUGAGGAAGCAAAGACAAGUGCAAGUCAGGGUGAUUCCAAAGCUAGUAACAAAAUAGAAUUGGACUUCUGGGACCUUCUGGUACGACUGGACAACACCAGUCAGGGCAGGAAAGGCAAAGUGACAUCCCGGCCUUCAACGGUUCCUGCAGCAAAGGAAGGCCAGGACCCAGAUACUAGUAAUUCAGCUCUUUCCAAACUGAUGGCUAUGCUGUCGCACCCUGUGGUGAAGCGUAGUACAGCUCUCACUGACAAGCUCCUACAUCUGCUGUCCAUGGUAACCAGCUCCUUACCAGAUGGAGACAAGGAUAAGAUCAGCAGUCUGCAGUCUGGUGUCAUACGGAGACCAAACUCAUACCUGUCAGAUGCGGUCAGAAGCUCAUCAAAUCGAUCCUCGUCUAUCUUGGCUGUAGCAGCGCCCUCUUGUGGUGACCAGUCAAGCAGAGGACAAGCCGCCAGUGAGGACACCAGUAGUUCAGCCAUCACUCCUCCUGUAGGUAGUCCCAUGGAUACUGCCUCACAAGAGCUUCCAAGUACACAGAGUGUCAAUGAGGAAGAGUCAUCAAGCAGUAAGACAGAACCUCCGGUCCCUGAGAAGACAUUGGUAGAUGAAAACCUCCUCCAGUUAGCUGUUGAGGUGUUGACAGCACAUACCUGUUCAGAAGAUGGUCUUGAGGAUGCUACCACAAUGUUGAUGCAGUUAUCUAGGGGUCACUCUACCACUAGGGAAGCUGUCCUGAGACUCUUACUCCGAGGAGCACAAGAACUUGGCCAGACGCUCUGCAGAGAUAUUUUGAAGCUCCAUCGUGAGGUCCAGGAUUACCGAGCAAGACAGCUCCAGACAGACACAUCCCCCGAAGAUCCAGACGAUAGCAAUACCAACUCGGCCUCUGGUACCUCCUCGACUGUCUCAGCCCUUCAGGGCUACAUCACAGAUCGCUACAGCCCCAGCACAAGUAUUGUUAUCAAUGCCCCUACCACAGGCGCCAAGAGAACCGGCUUUGAGCUUCGGUUGCAAUCCAUGGGACUCUUUACGGGCAAGACUUCAAACCAGAACUUCCUGCUGAGGAUGCUCAAGGUCAUCAUCCAGCUGCGAGAGGUCGCCAAGAAGGCUAAGCGGGUUGCUGAUAUUCAGAGAUUGGGUGGUCCUAACAUUGCUGCUGCUGUAGCUGCCCUGGAAACCAAUGCUACAGAGCUGAUGCAGAUGAUGAGUAGACGCAGCACAGUCCCAGCGAGUAGCAGACAGACUGACAGACAGAACAGCCAGACAUCACAAGGGGCAUCUGGUGCAGAGACAAGCUCAGCUGCUAGCACGCCAUCAGGCACAGCCAACACCACACCAGUCACGGAACAGCCACCACCUGUCGCCUCAUCCACAGUCACUGACACUGGAGAGGUGGUGAAUCCUGGACGCACUCCCUCUGCACCUGCAGAAACACCCAUGGAGGUAGACUCUGUUGUUCAACUGCCAGAAGGGGUGGGAGCACGACAACUGGAGCGACAAGCAUCAACCAGCACCACGUCCAGUCAGAAACAUGAGGAUGAUGACGAUGGUCCUCAGCUGAGUGACCUCCUAGGCCUGGAGGAGCUGUGGGACACCCUUAGCACAUGUCUUACAGAGCUCUCCCUCACACCAGACACCCAUGCAGUGCUUGUCCUACAACCUGCUGUAGAGGCCUUUUUCCUCGUCCAUGCCUCUGACAAGGAUGCCGGCAAGGCAUCCGCCGCCGCUGCACCCGAAUCCUCUCAACCCUCUGCCUCCUCAUCCUCACAGGCCCUUCAUAGAGAAGGGCUCACCAGUAGUGCCUCCGACAUGGGUCCCAUCUCACCCAUGCCAAAUACUGCAGGAUUCUUUGCCAGGGAGAGCUCAGUCACGUCCAUCGUUACUCCUAACAUGCCGUGUGAUAUACAGAAGUUCUUAACAUUUGCAGAGAAACAUCGCAACGUGCUGAACCAGAUCCUUCGCCAAUCUACCAUCCAUCUCUCCGAGGGGCCUUUCUCCGUGCUCGUCAACCACGUACGCAUCCUCGACUUCGACGUCAAGAGACGUUACUUCCGUCAGGAGAUGGAGCGAGGUGACGAAGGAAUGCGGCGAGAAGACAUGGCUAUCCAUGUGAGAAGGGAGCAUGUGUUUGAGGACUCGUAUCGUGAGUUGCACCGUCGUACCCCGGAGCAGUGGAAGAACCGCUUCUAUGUGGUCUUUGAGGGAGAAGAAGGCCAGGAUGCUGGAGGACUGCUCAGGGAGUGGUAUCUCAUUAUCUCAAAGGAGAUCUUCAACCAGAUGUAUGCCCUCUUCCGUACCUCACCCGGAGACAGAGUAACCUACAUCCCCAACCCAUCGUCCCACUGCAACUCCAACCAUCUCAGCUACUUCAAGUUUGUGGGCCGCAUCAUGGCUAAAGCCAUCUAUGACAACAAGCUUCUGGAGUGCUACUUCUCUCGCUCCUUCUACAAGCAUAUCCUUGGGAAGCCAGUCAAAUACACUGACAUGGAGAGUGAAGACUAUGCUUUCUACCAAGGACUUGUAUUCCUGUUGGAGCAUGAUGUCUCUGAACUUGGUUAUGAUCUGACCUUCAGUACUGAGAUUGAAGAGUUUGGAGUGACAGAAGCGAGAGACCUGAAGCCCAACGGCAGCAAUCUGAUUGUGACCGAGGACAACAAACAGGAGUACGUACACCUUGUAUGUCAGAUGAAGAUGACGUCAGCCAUCCGCAAGCAGAUCGAUAGCUUCCUAGAAGGCUUCUAUGACAUUAUCCCUAAGAAGCUGAUUGGUAUCUUCAAUGAGCAGGAGCUUGAGCUGCUGAUUGCUGGGCUGCCUACCAUUGAUGUGGAUGAUCUCAAAGCCAACACAGAGUACCACAAGUAUCAGAGCAACUCUCUGCAGAUCCAGUGGUUCUGGAGAGCGCUACGCUCCUUUGAUCAAGCCACAAGGGCCAAGUUUGUCCAGUUUGUGACUGGAACAUCCAAGGUGCCCCUCCAAGGGUUUGCAUCACUGGAAGGCAUGAACGGACCUCAGAAAUUCCAGAUCCAUCGCGAUGACAGGUCUACAGAUAGACUGCCAACUGCUCAUACAUGCUUCAACCAGUUAGACUUGCCAGCCUAUGAGACGUAUGACAAGCUUCGUCGAAUGCUCCUCUUGGCUAUUGAAGAGUGCACUGAAGGAUUUGGGCUUGCCUAGAAUCCACAGAGAUGUUGGAUGCUGGAAGACAUUUAUCUAUGACUUUUUUUUCUGAUGAAAUUAUAUAUAUGUAAACAUUUUUUUUUCCCAGUGUAAGGAGGAAGAGUUUAUGCCAGAGAUUACUGUGUUAUUAACAUUGAAUAUAUAUUUGAAGGAAGAUUUAAAUAAAGUUUUUGGGAUUUUUUUUGUUUUUGAUAGGGAUAUUAUAAGAGCCACUAGUAUGUCCAUAUAUAUCUUUCUUAACUUUGAAUUUUAUACCUUAUAUACAACAUACCAUUAUAUAGGCCGAGGUGGCCAUAUAGUUCGGUGUAUUACAAAUGGAAGAAUUAAUAUCAUCAAUAUACUUGCUGUUUAAUAGUGGCAGCAUCAUUUGUACUUAAUCUGCAUCAUAACAUGUUGUCCUUGACUGAAUUAUUGCAAGAGAGCUCUGAUACAACUUGACAGUGAUGAAAAUAUUGCAUUUUUUUUAGUUAGAAACCCGUUUCAUGGUUAAAGUUUGGUGUGUUUGAUAUGCUAUUAACCGAGGCUUUCCACUUGCAUAUCCAUUACAGCCUCUUGUGUUCCAUUUUGUUUUUCAAAUGUAAGUUUGAUAGCUUGUAUUACGGUAAAACAGAAAUACGAGGAAAGAUCCAUAACGUGUUGUAGAGGAUACCUGUUCAUUUAUCAAUCGUGAGGUAUUAACAUUCAAAUAGUUUACAUGUGUUGCUGAUUGGUAGUGAGUCAGUGUUGAGAGCUAGCUAGCAUCAAGCAGGGUCUAGAGUCUAGGUAUCCUUAAAGGUGCUUCCGUUCAUCUCAUUAAACUUGUUUCAUGUGAGAUGAUGAUUAAUGCAAGGUAUCGACUAUGCAUUUAAAGUUACAAAAACUUGUUUAAAAUAUGGACUGGACUGGAAAUUAAGAGCUCUCAUUUCACUUGGCCAGUUAUGUAGGUAAUGUAUGCGGAAAUGAAUCUUACCUGUUAGCUGCUGUUUUUUUUCCUAGUAUGACAGGUUGUCAAGCUCAAUUUUAGUUUACUAAGUCUUAAAAAAUCCAUGACUUUGACCUGAAAUUUCUGAAAACUAUAAAAUGGGACAUGAUUACUUUAGAAUUUCUUGAGCAGAUCUGUUUUAACGAGGUUUUUUAGAGGAUGUUAAAAGGCUCAUUUUUCAGAAAGAAUCAAAAUCAAAACCAAAACCAAAACUUGUCUUUAUACACUUGCAAAAAUCACUAAUUAAAAAAAAAACUAUUUGCAAGUCUGCAUACACUAUAAGGAUUCCCACUUCAGCUCAAGGCAGCAAAAUCAAAAACUGGGGGAUUCCAUCAUCAAAAUUACUAUUCAACAUGUACAUACAUGUUAACAUACAUACCAGUCACGUAGACAUGUGCGUGACACAGUCCUGAUAGAUUAUGAUUGUUAUCACCAUGAAGGCCAAUUAAUUUUGUCGGAGGAAUUUUAUGCUCAAGUAAACAAUAAAAGAUAAAAGGUGACGUGUACAUGUAAUUUAUUUUUUUCUAUCUGAGAAAUUAUAAUGAGAUGUUGUCAUGACGAAGUAAGAGUAUUAAACAAGACAUGUUUUAGGCCAGUAUAACUGUGUGGUCUUUUUAAAGCACUUCUGUUCAAAUAAAGUUGCAAGCUGAGCUCUUGAAAUUGCCAGUAAUGUGGUUUGAUUACUUAUAUUGCAUGUUUUAUUUCUCUUUACGACUUUCUUUGACUAUGCCAUGUUAUAAGCAGCAUCUAAUAUCAAGAAUUAUCUAUGACCUGACAGGAAAUAUAUGUAGUUUAUGAAAUGAUAGGUUUUGACAAAGUUGAGGAGGUUUUUUUUCCUAUGAUGUUCAUAUUAUAAGUUCUGUAUACCAGUAUUUCUCCAUGGGUGUAGUGUUUAUCAGUCAUACUUAUUGUUGAGAACAAUUUAGAUAUGUCUUUGUAUAAUAGAUAAUUUGUCAACUAUGAAUUGUACAUUUCUACGAGGAAUAGACAAGAUAGUGGGUUAUUCUGAGAUGACUUGAAAUACUUGUAUUGUUCUUGAUAUCAUAUGAUUAAUGUUUUUGACGGUAUAAAAGCUGUGAAGGGCUUGAUUUCUUUUUGUUAUGUAUACAAAAAAGUUUAAAUUCUUGCUAUAAAAUGAGAUUAAAAACAAUAUAGUAUUUGAUUAACGAACUUAAACUAAGGAAUGAUAUAUGCAUUUGAAGCAAUAACUUUAUUGCAUCAUAUCAUUAUGUUCUCAACAUAUUUCCUGAUGCGAUUGUAUUAUGUGGGGGAACGGUUCAAUGUGUUGAAUGGAUUUAUUGUUCUUUGUUCAGGAAUUGUGGAAAAUAUGAGUGUGUGUAAAAAGACAAGGAUUGUUUUCACAGACUUGUAUUCAAGGGAAACUUGAAAGUAAUUGAUGAAGAUUGUUGGAAGAUGUUUUGGGGCCUCUAGCCAUCUGUGCAAAAGAAGUUGAUGGUCAUUGCCAAUUAAAAAGAUGAAUUAUUGAGAGAAAAAUUAA
Messenger RNA from Strongylocentrotus purpuratus (purple sea urchin), 16546 nucleotides. Its product is annotated as E3 ubiquitin-protein ligase HUWE1. Gene Ontology annotation, biological process: positive regulation of protein catabolic process; protein polyubiquitination; proteasome-mediated ubiquitin-dependent protein catabolic process. Gene Ontology annotation, molecular function: protein binding; zinc ion binding; ubiquitin-protein transferase activity. The transcript is spliced from 80 exons. The record is from RefSeq and is a predicted model, not a curated record. NCBI's taxonomy places the organism in Eukaryota, Metazoa, Echinodermata, Echinoidea, Camarodonta, Strongylocentrotidae. Gene Ontology annotation, cellular component: nucleus. Bases 132 to 14084 code for a protein of 4650 amino acids.